AGUUAGUGAGUCGUUUUGAGUUAGCCGAUAGCUCCGGUUCAAGGCUUGUCCUCGGAAACGACUUGUAAGUUCCAAGACACGAUCGAUUUACUGUUAGUUCUAGUUCUAGUCUAGUUCUACACAUCAUUGCCAAAAUUGGACUCGAGUGUGAUAUAUUUUUUUGGUGAUUGUACAUUUUCACAUACUGCUCUCCUGUCAUUCGGAUUGUAAUCAGCUUCUCUGACGUGUCAGCCAACUACCUACCUACCAAAGGUAUUCAAGGAUCGUUGAUAAUUGUGUCUAGAACUAGACCAGCUUAUCACAAACAAAACCCUUUCUCGAGUCCACUGCCCAUUACCAGCAACAGCAGAAAAAGAAGGGGGAAAAAUAAAUACAAAGUCACCAUGGCUCAACCGAAAAAUGAAAUAUUUCAGUACUCAAUUGUGAGCUGCCUCAUGGACGGCGUGGCCUCAUCAGGCAUGCCAGUUUCUGACCUGCUCAAGCAUGGCGACCUGGGCUUGGGCACGUUCAAACACAUGGUCGGCGAAAUGAUCAUGUUGGAUGGCACCAUGUUCCAGAUGAAGUCUGACGGGUCGACGGUCCCCAUCUCGGCCAGCCCAGAGUCGACCGCCAACGACGACGGGACGGAACCCAUGAUCUCGCCCUUUGCGACCGUCACGCGCUUCGAGCCGACGGUCCACGACGAUUCGGUCAGCUUCUCCAGCAAGGAGAGCCUGGCCGAGAAGCUGACGCAGAUGCUGCCCGGCACCCGCAACAUCUUCAUGGCCUUCCGGGCCGACGGCGUCUUCAACCUCACCGUCCGCACCGCCGCGGGCCAGCAGUGCCCUCGGGAGAAGCUCGUGGCCGUGUCGAGCAGGCAGACCACGCACACAUUUGAGAAGGAAAGGGGCACGAUCGUCGGGUUCCGCUCGCCUGCCUUUUCUCACGGGAUCAAUGUCGCCGGCGAUCAUAUUCACUUCAUCAGCGACGAUCGCAAGCGCGGUGGGCAUGUCCUCUCCUUGGACACCGGUGAGGGCUCUGUCAGCCUCGGGGUUGCCCCCAUCUCAAAAGUACAUCUGCAGCUCCCGGUUGAUGACGAAGAGUACAACGACGCAGAGUUGAAACUCGAUAGUGAGGGUAUCAAUGCUGUAGAAGGCUAGCGGCUAUGGCUAUGGUCUGCAAGUUUUAAAAUUGCAACUUUGAUCGGUCUAUUCACUCGAAUGUAUGCUCAUGGUCCGCCCGAUCUUGACUUUGUCACAUGCAACUUCCUCAACGCAGUGCAAAAAAAAAAAAAAAAAAAAAAAAAAAAAAAAAAAAAAACAUGUCAAACUGCCAAGACGUUGGAAGGGUACAAGGUCUGAUAUAUCAAAUCUCUCCCGAUCCGGCAACCAGCACUCGACAAGGGCCACUCCGCAUGCAACUUUGAUCUCCCGGGGGUCGUUCUUCAAGCCUGAAAGACCACUCCAUAUGCAUCGAGCCCUCUUUGGUAUAAAAGUAUCAGAUUAGCGUCACUUGUGUCGCCCAUGUACAGAUACAGUCGGCGAGUUUGAACAAUUUGAGAUCGGAUUUCGGUCAAAAUUCACCACUCCGACAGGUACUUUUUUUAUUGUCCAACCCAUUGCGCGGCCUCAAACAUGCCCAGCCAGAAACUAAACCUGGUGCAAGGGGUUGGCCGUCAAAUAGUACCUUUGAUUAGUCGAAUGCAAUUGCUAUUCUACACCAGGUCACCCCAUCUCAUCCCAUCUUUUUUUUCCCCCCAUGCGCAGCCACAUGCUUCGGCAGAAGUAGAGAAAGCAAGAGCCCUGUGUCUAAGUCACUAGUCCAUAGGCAAUGCAUUCAUAAACUUUUUAUACCUGCAA
Pyricularia oryzae 70-15 is the source of this 1838-nucleotide messenger RNA. RefSeq names its product alpha-acetolactate decarboxylase. The record is from RefSeq and is a predicted model, not a curated record. Lineage: Eukaryota; Fungi; Ascomycota; Sordariomycetes; Magnaporthales; Pyriculariaceae. Gene Ontology annotation, biological process: acetoin biosynthetic process. Bases 384 to 1139 code for a protein of 251 amino acids. The transcript is spliced from 2 exons. Gene Ontology annotation, molecular function: acetolactate decarboxylase activity.